Molecule: messenger RNA, 5169 nt
Organism: Hevea brasiliensis (rubber tree)
Lineage: Eukaryota; Viridiplantae; Streptophyta; Magnoliopsida; Malpighiales; Euphorbiaceae
Product: pentatricopeptide repeat-containing protein At1g11710, mitochondrial
Exons: 9
Coding region: 439-2520 (693 amino acids)
Molecular function (GO): protein binding
Source: RefSeq, a predicted model, not a curated record
UUUUUUUUUCAGGUUCCCUUUAAUCCAUCAAUGGGGCGGAGGGUUGGAAAGUAGAGAAUUUUAAAAACCUCAAAGAAAAGGUUUUUAAACCUUUCCAACCAAACAUAACCCUAGAUUGGCGACUACACCACCCGAUACUACUGGUUGGCCCGGGCGGAGCUAGAGUAUUUUGUAACAAAGGGCUUCUGAGGUGCUAGCCGCCCUCUCGGGCUACACUUAUACGGCCAGGCGACCUGAGCGCUAUAAUGCCUUUGCCGAAGGUAAUGGAUCGCUAAAGGAGAGAAGAUUGCAAGAACCAAGAUGGUUCCGUUCCUUCCUCCAAGAGCGCUUAAUCAACAGGGUUAAGCCCGAUAACAACGGAUAAGCAGCUAACAGCUUUUACCUCUCAAAGCCUGUUCUCGGGCCACUCGGAGUCAACGGAGAAAAAGGUGUCGUAUAAUGAGACUGUUCGUCUAUAUGAAAUUAUUCCAAUUCUUUUUGUUGGCGGAAGCGAAUCCACAAAUGCAUGCAGAGAACUCUGCAAAUGCUGGAGGAACUGGGUCUUUAUUCUGUUCUAUGUUUAUAAGCUUCUGGUUAUGCAAAAGAAUUUCUGUCUUAAACCGUGGUUUUCACGCUGGUCUGCAUUUCACACACCGUAAUACUGAGGAUAUUGUUUUUAAAGCAAUUUGUGUUAAUCUCAAACACAAGAGAUGGAAUAUCUUGGAGCUAAUGUCACCCAGUCUCACUUCCUCGAUGGUGAGUCGUGUAGUUUGCCAGUUUCAAAACUCACCACUAUUAGCUUUAGAAUUUUAUAAUUGGGUUCUAGAGAAAAAGAGUAUUUUGCAAUCAGUGGAGUCUUGUUGCACUGUUAUUCAUGUGCUAGUCAACUUGAAGAGAUUUGAUGAUGCCUUGUCUCUUAUGGGGAACUUAAUGAGUGUAAAUGGGAGAUCCCAUUUGGAGGUCUUAGAUGCGUUGGUUAAUACUUAUCGAAAGUGUGAUUCAAGUCCAGCUGUUUUUGAUUGUUUGGUUCGGGCAUGUACUCAAAUUGGGGCUACUGAGAGUGCUUAUGAAGUGAUCAAGAAGUUGCAAUUGGAGGGUUAUUGGGUGACAAUUCAUGCUUGGAAUAACUUUUUGAGUCAUCUCUUGAAGUUGAAUGAGAUUAGUAGGUUUUGGAAGGAGUACAAGGAAAUGGUUUCUUGUGGAUAUGUUGAAAAUGUAUAUACUUUCAAUUUGGUCAUUUAUGCUCUUUGUAAGGAAUCUAAACUACUAGAAGCAAUGUCAAUGUUCUAUCGAAGCUUGAAGCGUGGUAUUUGGCCUAAUGUUGUUACUUUUAACAUGAUCAUAGAUGGUGCUUGCCAGAUGGGUGCCAUGGAUCUUGCCAUGAAGCUCAUUAGCAAGAUGGAAGUCAUGUCAGGUGGAACUGUUAAGCCUGAUUGUGUAACUUAUAAUUGUCUCAUCAAUGGAUUUUGCAAAAUUGGGAAAGCAUCUACGGCGGAAAAAGUUAAAAAUGAAAUGAUGGAGAAUGAUACUGAGUCUAAUGUGAGGACCUACGCAACUUUAAUAGAUGGAUAUUCCCGAGUGGGGACUUUGGAGGAGGCAUUUAGGUUAUGUGAUGAAAUGGUGAAAAAGGGAUUGGUACCCAACUCUAUCAUAUACAAUUCACUCAUCCAGUGGCUUUGCAUGGAAGGAGAUGUAGAAGAAUCCUCUUUGCUAUUAUCUGACAUGAUUAAUAAGUGGAUAUGCCCUGAUCAAUUCACAUAUUCUAUUCUCACAAUGGGUCUUUGCAGAAAUGGUUAUGUCAACGAAGCAUUUAAAUUCCAUGAUAAGCUUCUUGAAAAGAACCUCAUUGGAGAUUCAUUUUCAUACAAUAUUCUUAUUAAUUACUUGUGUAGAAGCAAUAAUUUAGCAGGAGCUAAACAACUUCUUGCCAGUAUGUAUGUUCGUGGCCUGGUUCCUGAUGUUGUUACAUAUGCUACUUUGAUAGAUUGGCAUUGCAAGGAGGGCAGCAUUGAAACUGCAGUCCAGGUCUAUGAGAAAAUGAUGAAGGCAGGGGAAAAACCUAAUUUGUUAGUCUACAAUUCUGUUAUAAAUGGUUUAUGCAAGGAGGAAUCACUGGAUCUUGCAGGACUUCUGAAGGAUACAUUGCAGAGGAUGGAUUUAUUUGAUGUCAUAACUUAUAAUACCUUGAUUAAUGGAUACUGCAAAAGUGGGAAGAUUGAUGAGGCAUUUGCUUUGUCUUCAGAAAUGAGAAAUGCAGGAAUUUCAGCAAGCCAUGCCACCUAUAACACAUUAAUAAACUUUUUGUGCAAGCUUAGUUGUGUUCAACAAGCACAGGAACUAAUGAAGAUGAUGGUCCUUUGGGGUUUGAUUCCUGAUUCCAUAACAUACACAACUCUUAUUAGCAGUUUCAGCAAGAAGUGCAGCCCUGAAGAAGUGAUUGAAUUGCAUGAUUACAUGGUGCUCAAGGGAGUAGUGCCUGAUAAACAGACGUACAAGGCCAUAGUGAGUCCACUUCUUCAAGAAGAUGGUGUGGAGACCUGAGUUUAGCAUUUUUAGAAUGUGCCUCAAAGGUGGAUGGUGUGUAAACGAGACUCUUGUGAAGUGUGAAGUCUAUAUGAUCAGUUGUUGUUGUUAUCCAUUGUUGUGAUUGGUCUAGAGUUGAAGUUGCAUGGUUGUUCAAGGACCAUUAUAUGCACUAUGGUCUUAGCAAAGUUCAGGUUGUCUUCAUGACUUCACGUUUCACAAGCUUGAAUUUGGGGCAGGAAACAUUAGGAAGGCUAUGGCAUAUUCUGACUUCACGUUUCAUUUCACAAGCUUGAAUUUGGGGGCAGGAAACAUUGGGAAAGCUAUGGCAUAUGCUGACAAGUCUACAACUUGGAUUGGAGCAUUUUUCUCUCCAAAUUUGUAAUCAUAUUAGACUUCCAUCUUCUGGUGUAUUAAUGUCUUCAAAGAAAGGAUUAGACAUCUGUCGCAACAAAAGGGAAUCUGGCACACAAUUUAUAGGAUAUUUUGACAGUUUUAUUCAUAUACUGCUGUAGUAUCUGAGUUAUUUGUCGUUGUAUCUGCAGAUAUCCCCCACAUAUUCAAAGGAGGUAACUGGCAAUCCAGCUGUUGCUCCUCCACAAGUUCCAUGGAAUAUUGAAUGGAAUUCUCCCAGAUAUAUGGGAUCCUUAUAACGAUAAGUUCAUUCUUGUUAGCGGACGACAAUGUUUUUUUGAAUUUCUUUGACAAGUGGUUCUUGAAUCUAAAGGCCUUUAGUUAUAGCUCUUCCAUGUUCUGUUUCCAUGAACUAGCAUUUGUAAUUUUUGCAAUGCUUAAAUUGUGAGUAAAAAGCUAAAUGGAAGAAUGGUGUCAACUGUACGAUCAUGCAUGUUGUAGAUUUCUUCAUUAAUAUUGCAAUGGGAGCUUAAAAUCGUUGUUAUGUUGAGGAUUUGAGUAGUGGGACUGAGUCUUUGGUUCUGACUUUUUGAUGUUGCUUAACACAUAUGAAAUAUGUGAGAGUUUUGCCCUAUUUAGGGUGAAAUUUCUACACCUAGCUCAGUUUUGUUUUUCAAGUUUGAACAUGUCAUAUUGGAACCAAAUGUAAUUUUUACCGAGUUUUUUUUCACUAUUUAUUUAGCUAUAGUGAAUAUUUCUUUUAUGAUUCUGAUUAUUGCCAAUGCAAUUGUGCUAAUACAUGUAUUAUUAAAGGUUCUCUACACAUCUGAGAAUGUUGAGAGCAGCCAAGGAGGCUUUGCAGCAGAGGCUUGGUUUAAAGAAAGCUUAUAUCCCCUUAGAAGGGAUCAUCACUCGCCUAACACAUUAGAAAGGAAUCCAUCUCAUCAUGCAUGCAAUUUGGCGAACCUUAGAUUUCAAUCGACAGGAGACACAAUGUGACCGAUGGUGUGAUGGUCCGAGGAACUUAGUAUCCAGUGCCAGUUUACCCGUUUAUCCAGUCCAGUCGACUAGUACUGGAGACAUAGCUGGGGAGUCCAGCAGACCUCAUACUGGGUGAGCUUUCAGAUCUGCACACGGAGUCUAAAGUCACUUCAUAUUUGCAGUGCAUUGACAUAUGCAGGUGCUGAUUUCAUUCUUGUCCCAUCAAUUUUUGAGCCUGGCGGGUGACCCAACUUACAGCUAUGAGAUAGUGUUCGAUAACUGUUGUUCGAAGGGCUGGAUGUGUGUUCAUCCGUAGCUGCUUAGGCAUUUUGACAAUUGAAUUGAUCAUUACAUUUCUGUAGUCCUAACUAUUAUCAUAUCAUUCACUCAGCCAACCCACAUUCCUAGAUCUUAUUAUGUGUUAUUCAUUUACUUGCAUAAUAUCCCUAUAUUACCUGUAUCAAUUGAGAUAUUUGUGAGAUCCCAUAAAUUUUUCUUCAUUCCAAAUCAGAUGCUUUUAUUUUUUUAAAUAGUGCUGCUUUCCCCUGUGCUCAUUUAUGCAAUCACAUUAAUUCUGUAGUUGCUACUUGCUUGAUAAUAAAAUUUAUUGUGUUUUGCUUUGCCCUUCUGUAGUAAAUGCCUAGCAGUUACAAUGUUUUUAACUGUUCAUUUUGAUGUUUUCUUCUGUAGGACUUUAUUAUACAGUGUUUGAUGUUGACCAUGAUAAAGAGAGAUGACAACCACAAGGUCUUGAACCAAAUUGACUUAAAUUUGAUGGAGCCAAUGCUGCUGGCAUUGAUUAUGCUCUAAAUAGCGUAAUUUCUGCCUGGUUUGAGGUCGGGAAUGGAUUAAUUUGUUAUGUAAAACUGUGAUGGAGCAAGACUGGUCUUGGAACAGGCCUGCUCUUGAUUACAUGGAGCUUUACCAUGCUGCAAGCAAGUGACAAGAUUUUAUUAAGUUCCAGAGAGAGUGAUAUGAAGCUCAAUUCCACACCAUAAUCUGUACAGGAUUAGCACCUAAUUCAACUUUUCUUGUUCAAUAGCUAAUUACUUGCACGUAAAUUGCCCACUCAAAAUAAUGCAAGAUGAUGUAAGUUUUAGAGCUUGAAAUGGCUCAAUCCAUUUUUGUGUGUUAGCGCAGAAAAUGUAAUUUACAGAAAAUUUUAAAUUCAUUACAGUACGAGGCUGAUUCGAUUUUCAUACCAGUCCAGUUGUAAUUAAGUAUCACCUUAAUCAUUAUCAACGCCGAAAUGAGGGACUGGUAGUAAAUGUUGGAGGAAUUUAGCAAUCUUAUAAUUUGUGGCUUCAAUGCCGAUUUUAAUUUCGAUUUAAA